Thlaspi arvense is the source of this 1181-nucleotide messenger RNA. The record is from the annotation of a GenBank genome assembly. Lineage: Eukaryota; Viridiplantae; Streptophyta; Magnoliopsida; Brassicales; Brassicaceae.
CCACGACCAAAGAUUUUUCCUAUUUUUGGUUUUUUUUUUUGUUUUUGUUUUCCGUUUCAGAUUCGUUCGUCGCUGGUGAAAGAUAACAUCUUCCGUUAGAUAAGAGUUUAAGCGGUUUUUCGCAAUGUUGAUGGUAACAGUCAAAGUUAGCAAUGUUUCUCUAGGAACAACGGAACAAGAACUCAAAGAAUUCUUCUCUUUCUCCGGCGAUAUUGUUUACCUCGAGACACAACAAAGUGAGAAUGAAGAUUCCAAAUUAGCAUAUGUCACAUUCAAAGAUUUACAAGGAGCUGAAACCGCAGUUCUCCUCACUGGAGCAACGAUUGUUAAUUCAUCGGUCACGGUCACAAUGUCACCGGAUUAUCAGUUACCUCUUGAUGUUCUACAUUCCAUUAGCAACAAAUCAUCAUCACCUCCUCGAGAAGAUGUAUCUGUAUUUAGAAAAGCUGAAGAUGUUGUAAGAAGUAUGAUCUCAAAAGGGUUUGUUCUAGGGAAAGACGCGAUAGCUAAAGCCAAAAGUCUUGAUGAAAAGCAUCAACUAACAUCAAUAGCUUCAGCUAGAGUCACGUCUUUCGACAAAAGAAUCGGAUUCACCGAGAAAAUCAACACCGGGACAACGGUCGUUACCGAGAAGGUGAAGGAAGUUGAUCAGAAAUUUCAAGUCACAGAGAAAACCAAAUCCGCAAUCGCUGCAGCUGAGCAGACGGUGAGCAAUGCUGGUUCGACCAUAAUGAAAAACCGGUAUAUCUUAACCGGUACCACUUGGGUUACUGGUGCGUUUAACAGAGUGAGUAAAGCUGCUGAAGAAGUUGGACAAAAGGCGAAAGAUAGAGUUGGUAUGGCUGAGGAAGAAGAAGAGAAGACGAAAGUUGUUGUCGUUGAUGAAGUAGCUAGUGUUCAUUUGUCUGAAUCACCAAAAGCUUUAGACCAAUCAGAACAAGAUUCAAAACUCUCUAAAUCGCAACCGCAAACGCAAAACAAGCAGGAGUCUACUACUACUCCAAUUCUUGCUUCAGAACAACCUUGAGAUACAUGUAUAAGAAUCAUUCUCCCAACUUCUGUUGUUGUUUAUUUUGUUUCUUCUUGUUUUAUUGAGUUCAUUUGUUUGAACCUUUUUUUGUUGUUGCUUUAUUUUCUUUAAGAGUUCUCCAACCCAACGAUACGACUUAUAUGACUUGAAG